AUGGAGGCUGCGGCAAAGACCGUCACGAUGCAGAACGACCUCGGCCAGCUAAAUACGAUACUGUCCAUGGGAGUCGCCGCUCAGCACACAGCUGCACACACCGCCGCGCAACUUGAACGCCAGAAGGAGCGCAUGCAGGGAAUCAGCGGCGGGCUGCAAACCAUCGGCCAGAAU
Gregarina niphandrodes is the source of this 174-nucleotide messenger RNA. RefSeq lists its product as hypothetical. The transcript has a single exon. The record is from RefSeq and is a predicted model, not a curated record. The annotation marks the transcript as partial. NCBI's taxonomy places the organism in Eukaryota, Apicomplexa, Conoidasida, Eugregarinorida, Gregarinidae.